UUUGCAUCUGAUUUUCGGAUCCCAUCACAAAAUUAGACUUUCAGUAAACGCCUAUAGAAGAGUUAUGUGCAAACGGAGGUCAGGUUUGCUGGAUUGUCCAAGUCUUCGAAUCGAUUUCCACAACCACAGACGAUCAAGCAAGCAAAAACAUCGAAACAGGGUGUCAAAGAACAAUCACAAGGGUAGGGGCAACAACAGAUCUCCUCAGGUCUUUUCAGUUUAUAAAAUUGGUCGUCAUCCAGUCCACCGCAACAAAACCAACACCAUCAGACUGGCACCACCGCCGCCGCACUUGCACCCUUUCCCUUCCCCCAAGAAUCCAUCGCCUCCCCCAUCCACCCCGGCCAACCUCACACACCACACAGUCCCCAGAGAAACCUCGAUUCCACAGCAAGCCACAUAUACCAAGCCCAUAAGUUCCAACAAACCACCCUGCCAACACCCCACUUCCCCAUCCCCAACACCAAUUCCCAAAAUACCACGGCACACCACAUACCAAAAGGUACAAAGUAUGGCAAGGGAUUUCCCUAAUACUCCCUCAUUAACCCUCCAUUCACCCCAUCAACAACCCAACUCUCCCAACCCUCGCCCUCACCACACAGCAGCAGUUCAAACCGACAACCCACACACACACACAUACACACACACAUCAUCCCUCCCAAAGCCCCUCAAUCUCUCCGGAUCGUCCCACCGGAACCCACGUCCCCAAUCGUUCAUGAGCCGGAGAAAGAUAUCGAGAGAAGAAACAAGGAUCCUCGGAAGGGAAAUCCGCGUGCAUAAUAGCGCAAAAUGUCCGCCGCAGCCUUAUAGUUUCUGUAUAAGUUCCUCAUGGAAGGUGAAGCGGAACCAGAAACCCCAAAUUUGCGGCGCUGUUUGUUGUACACUUCUGUCCCUUUCGUGACCAAGGUAUAUAUGCAGUGCUUGAUUGCCUUGGUUCCGUGGGUGUGGGGACAUGUGUCUGCUUAUCUUUGGAAAGUGUGGUUGAGGGUGGGGUGGGGGAGAGGGUGCGGGGGAUUUUGAGGUGUUGGAGGAUGAGGGUAGGGAGAGGGAGGAUAUGUCAGAGGGGGUAGUGGGGGUGAGAGA
Molecule: messenger RNA, 1083 nt
Organism: Aspergillus homomorphus CBS 101889
Lineage: Eukaryota; Fungi; Ascomycota; Eurotiomycetes; Eurotiales; Aspergillaceae
Exons: 1
Coding region: 65-901 (278 amino acids)
Source: RefSeq, a predicted model, not a curated record